AUGUUAUAUAAAGACAUCAUAGAUGUAGAAUGUUCAAGAAAUUCUGAAGAUCUAGAAGGUGUAGAAAGUCCUGAAGGUCCUGGCAGUUCUGAAGGUUCUGAUGGCUCUAGAGGCUCUGACAGUCCUGAAGUAUAG
Molecule: messenger RNA, 135 nt
Organism: Funneliformis caledonium
Lineage: Eukaryota; Fungi; Glomeromycota; Glomeromycetes; Glomerales; Glomeraceae
Source: the annotation of a GenBank genome assembly